CAGAGAGAGGUGUUAUCCAGAGCACACAGGCUGAGAACCAUACACACUCACACGGGAAGCUCAGACCUGUCCACUGUUCACAGCACAGCCAUGGGAGUGGAGAUAGAGACCAUCACUCCAGGAGACGGAAGGACUUUCCCCAAGAAGGGUCAGACAUGUGUCGUUCACUACACGGGUAUGCUGCAAAAUGGGAAGAAGUUUGAUUCAUCCAGAGACAGAAACAAGCCUUUCAAAUUUCGGUUAGGACGACAAGAAGUGAUUAAAGGAUGGGAUGAUGGCAUCGCACAGAUGAGUUUGGGUCAACGAGCAAAAUUGACCUGCACACCAGACGUUGCAUAUGGAACUACUGGGCACCCAGGAGUCAUCCCACCCAACGCUACCUUGGUUUUUGACGUGGAGCUUUUAAAAAUUGAGUGACCGCAUACAAGGGCAGGCUGAAAAAAGAUCUCCAAAACCAUUAUCCACCUCUUCCUUUUACUGACCACCACCAAUAGGGCCACUUCAGCAGAAAGGGGCCACACAAGUCUUCACAAUAACCAUGGCACUGUCAAAGCAGACUGCAUUGGCUUCCAUUGCAGUCUUCUCUGGCAUAACUAUGACAGGACGAUGGAAUUUAUGGUCUUCUAACAUAGGUCAAUUUUUGCAGUGACUCCAGACAGGCUCUUAGCAAGGUCAUUGAGAUGUGAAGAACUCAUUGAUCUCCCAUUGCAUCUUUUUUUCAUCUAGAUCAGUGAUGCUUAUAGAACUGGUUUAUACUCAAGAUAUAUCAGGACCUUCCAAAUCACAUACAUUCCACAAAGUUACUGUACACAACUUUUCACUGUGUCUGUAGGUUUGUAAUAUAUUGGUGGUAUCAUUCAUUGGCUGUUUAUAAGCCGGAAUUCAUCUACCAUGAGCUUUCUAUCACAAAAAAACGCUUAAAAUAUGAAUGUAUCUGAUGUGUGGCCAGUUUGAAGCCAGAACUGAAAACCAUCUGCUGCUGAUCCUUAAAGUCGCCCUAUUCUUGGCAGCUAAAAGAGGCAGUCCCGAAAGUCGAAGAUCAAAUGACAUCAACCAGUGUAGUUGGGUAGAAAAUCUUUUAAAAAAAAAGCUUUAUUUUAUUAUUUUUGGAACAUUUCUUAAGUUUUAAUUGGAACCAACCUAGUCCUGAAUAUAUUUAACUUUUUUUUUUUGCUGUAUAAAGUUGGCUAAUUUGCACCAAAAUGGCCCUGAUUUAAUUAAAAAUAUUUGUAUUUCAUGUGUCAUUUUUUUUUAAUUUCUCUUAUUGUUAGAAUACAACAAAAAAUACAAUGAAAAAAAUGUUGCUAUAGGGACUGCCUCUUUAAAGGGCCUUAAGGAAAACUAACCUGUUACUUUAUAACUUUUUUUUUUUUUUUUUAUACAUUCAUCAAAAUAUCUUCCCAGAUCUUGGCCUCAGCCCAGAAUAAAAAAUAAAAAUACAUGAAAUAAUAAUAAAAAAAAAAACAUACACAAAAAAUUAUCUGCCCCAUAAGAAGGGGGCGCUCAUUGCUGUUAUUGUCAUUUUCUUUUCUUAAGUGGUGUCUGUGUUUUUUGUCUUGAAGCUUAAGAAAAUGUGUUGAUUUUUAAGAAGACAAGCAAAGGGGAAAAAACUACUACAACCACAAAUACGUCUGCUAUUUUGGCUCUAACACUCUCUAAGUUGUACAUUUUGUUAAGCUCCUUCCAGUGAGGUAAAUAUUUUUGGCAAGAUGGUAUUCAUGGAGGUAGCCAUUUUAUGUAAUGAACCAAUUGUCAUGACAACACAAUCUAGCUAGGGUUCCUGCCACUUUGAUAUGUAAUUUUAGGCCAAAAACACUACAUAGGGGGAGAUUUAUCAAAACCUGCGCAAAGGAAAAGUUGCCCAGUUGCCCAUAGCAACCAAUCAGAUUGCUUCUUUCAUUUUCCACAGGCCCUUUUGAAAAUGAAAGAAGCGAUCUGAUUGGUUGCUAUGGUCAACUGGGCAACUUUUACUCUGCACAGGUUUUGAUAAAUCGCCCCCAUGGUGUCCUAUUAAAGGGGUUGUAAAAGAAACAAAAAAAGGGUAUUUUUUCUUAAAAACCAGCGCUACUCAUAUUACUGGGCUGUGUAUGGUAUUACAACUCAGGCACAUCUGAAGAGAUAUCACUCACAGACCAUGAAGAGUGGCGCUGUUUUUAAAAUCCAUUUAAGUUGGCCAUAAACAAGAAUUAUUGAAUACGUUUCUGAUAAAUUUUUUUUUGGUUGGAAACAUGCUUUUUGAUGACCCUAGUUACCACUAUGUGGGCAUAAUUACUUUUAGGGUAGGGACACAUAUAGCGUAUAUGUAGUAUUUUUCACACUGCGGGAAAUCCUCUGAAUAUUUUCCUAUGAGCAGACACACAGGGCUUCCUGGCGGCAGUCCUGUGUGCAGUGAGGUUUGGAGGCCGGCUGGCGUGUCGCAGUCACAUCGGUGUGCUGGGCCUACCUCUAAACCUCACUGCGCACACAGGGCUGCCAUGGGAAGCCCUGUGUGUCUGCUCAUAGGAGACUACACAGUGUAUUUCCUGUGUGAUUCCACCCUUAGUCUGUUUUUUCCAUAUAUUUCUUGUGGUUCUCAUUGGAGGAAUAAGUAGAAAACACAAGGACCUGAAGCCUUUCCAUGUGUUAGAACUGAUACUACAACUUAAUUUCUCAGGGUUCACUGAAUAAACACUGCUGCUCAAGUAUGACAAUUGGCUCAGUAAACAAUAUGGCUUCCUCCAAAGCAUGUGGGAUAGGGACUCUAAGGGUAGGGUCACAUGUAGUGUAAAUGAUGCAUGCGUAUUUCAGUGCUAGCAAAAUCUAUGGGGGUUUAUUCUCACUCCCAUAGACUUUGCUAGCAGAGAAAUAUGACGCGUCAAACACGCAUCAAAUAUGCAGCGAAUAAGUUACACGUGACCCUACCCUAAAGCCUGAUGGGCCGUAUGGAAGCAAGAACCUUUAAUUUGCAUGUGGCAUAAUUCACACUACAAAAAUAGACACAAGAUAAAGCCCACUGCCUUACAGUACACUUAGGGAAGGAGGUGCUCGAGGAAUGUUCUCAGCACAUUCUGCGCACAAAUGGGCAUUAGCUAAAGGUUAUCUGCUGUAUCACACCGACUCAGUCCUGUAAGUCUUGCUUGCUGCUGAUCUAAAGAGAGCCUCUCCUUUAACUACGUAUAUACAGAUCUAUAUAUAAAUAUAUAUAUUACAAAAGAAGAAUAAAUUUUAUGAAAAUCA
This is a messenger RNA of Hyla sarda, 3216 nucleotides long. It is a transcript of the gene FKBP1B, whose product is annotated as FKBP prolyl isomerase 1B. The record is from RefSeq and is a predicted model, not a curated record. NCBI's taxonomy places the organism in Eukaryota, Metazoa, Chordata, Amphibia, Anura, Hylidae. Gene Ontology annotation, molecular function: peptidyl-prolyl cis-trans isomerase activity. The coding region runs from base 91 to 417 and encodes 108 amino acids. The transcript is spliced from 4 exons.